Peromyscus leucopus (white-footed mouse) is the source of this 5649-nucleotide messenger RNA. RefSeq names its product TEA domain transcription factor 4 (gene Tead4). Gene Ontology annotation, biological process: hippo signaling; embryonic organ development; regulation of transcription by RNA polymerase II. The transcript is spliced from 11 exons. Gene Ontology annotation, cellular component: transcription regulator complex. The coding region runs from base 566 to 1579 and encodes 337 amino acids. The record is from RefSeq and is a predicted model, not a curated record. NCBI's taxonomy places the organism in Eukaryota, Metazoa, Chordata, Mammalia, Rodentia, Cricetidae. Gene Ontology annotation, molecular function: RNA polymerase II cis-regulatory region sequence-specific DNA binding; DNA-binding transcription factor activity, RNA polymerase II-specific.
AGCAGCUUCUCAGCAUGCAAGAGGCCAUGGGUUCCAUCUCCACACCACGGCCCUCUUGUUGUAGCUAAUCUGCCCGUUUUCAUCCUGGAUGCCUUUAAGAUGUUUGUGUUUGGGCAUUGUGUUUAUUUGAAUUGAUCCGUCUUGAGAUUCAUUUUGGUCCCAGAGUUAGAGGAGUCAGAGCUUCCAUCAGCUGAGGACGUUUCCCUGCCAGUUGCUUCUUUAGCUGUUGCUUUGUUUCAUUUUCCAGAUCCGCCCUUUCUGGAAUGGUUUCUUGUGCUCCUAGGAGUUGAACCCAGGGCGGUGUCCUUGCUAGGCAGGCGCUCUGUCACUGAGCUACGGAAGCCCACCAUCUUCCCCCAGUGUACAGGCCCCAGGUCCAACGGGCGCUCCUCCAAGCCGAGCCUUGGAGGGCAAGGCCGGCACCAUUACCUCCAACGAGUGGAGCUCUCCCGACUCCCCCGAGGGGAGCAGCAUCUCUGGGGGCAGCCAGGCACUGGACAAGCCCAUCGACAAUGAUGCAGAGGGCGUGUGGAGUCCAGAUAUCGAGAAAAGCUUCCAGGAGGCAAUGGCCAUUUACCCACCCUGUGGCCGCCGCAAAAUCAUCCUGUCAGACGAAGGCAAGAUGUACGGUCGGAAUGAGCUGAUCGCACGCUACAUCAAGCUCCGCACAGGGAAGACCCGCACCAGGAAGCAGGUCUCCAGCCACAUCCAGGUGCUUGCCCGUCGAAAAGCCCGGGAGAUCCAGGCCAAACUCAAGUUUUGGCAAGGAGCUUUGCCAGGCCAACCUGGAACGUCCCAUGAUGUGAAACCUUUCUCCCAAAACGCCUACACUGUUCAGCCUCCACUGCCUCUGCCAGGCUUUGAGUCUCCUGCAGGACCUACCCCGUCGCCCUCUGCACCGCCAGUUUCCCCGUGGCAAGGCCGCAGUGUGGCCAGCUCCAAGCUCUGGAUGUUGGAGUUCUCCGCUUUCCUGGAGCGCCAGCAAGACCCUGACACGUACAACAAGCACCUGUUUGUGCACAUCGGCCAGCCAAGCCCAAGCUACAGUGACCCCUACCUCGAAGCCGUGGACAUCCGCCAGAUCUAUGACAAAUUCCCGGAGAAGAAGGGUGGCCUCAAGGAGCUGUUUGAUCGGGGGCCCUCUAACGCCUUCUUCCUUGUGAAGUUCUGGGCAGACCUCAACACCAGCAUCGACGAUGAGGGCAGCGCCUUCUAUGGCGUCUCGAGCCAGUACGAGAGCCUGGAGAACAUGAUCAUUACCUGUUCUACUAAGGUCUGCUCCUUUGGCAAGCAAGUGGUGGAGAAAGUUGAGACAGAGUAUGCUCGCUAUGACAAUGGCCGCUAUCUGUACCGAAUCCACCGGUCGCCGCUCUGUGAGUACAUGAUCAACUUUAUCCACAAGCUGAAGCACCUACCUGAGAAGUAUAUGAUGAACAGCGUGCUGGAGAACUUCACCAUCCUGCAGGUGAUCACCAAUCGAGACACGCAGGAGACCUUGCUGUGCAUUGCGUAUGUCUUCGAAGUGUCAGCCAGCGAACACGGGACUCAGCACCACAUCUACCGGCUCGUGAAAGAGUGAGAGACUUGGAGAACGAUGGUGGGGGGACAAAUCCAGGAAAUGGGGACCUGGGAGGGGAUCUUCAGGGACGGCCCCCAGAAGUGCCGAGAGAGCUGAGCAGAGGAGAAAACGGCCUGACCUUGCAGGGCCCGACCCCCAAUAAACCCGAGGUGCCGAGUGUUUUCAGAGGAGCUGGUCUGGCUGUAUGAGCCCAGAAGGGCAGGGGAGAAGGGGGCACCAGGAAGCAAGCUGGAAGCAAGCCCAGAGAUGCCUCCAAAUGGUCCAGGACCCAGAAUCCCAGUGGACUCAGCCAGGCACUCAUCACCAAACACCAAAGCUCAAGACCCAGUGGUCCCUUCUCAGCUGCCGGAACAUUCUGCUGUCGGUCACACUGGUGGCCUGAGGACAGAUGGCAUGUGGGUCACACAGCCAGAGACGCUGUGCAUGACCAAGUGUGCACUGUCAGCCUGGCCAUGACUGCCUGAGGAUAGCUGUAGCAGAAGGCUCCACCCCUGCACACAGGGCUGGAUUUAGAUGUGGCUGCAACAGAGUCAUUGGCUGGAGACUGGGUAAGAGUUACUCAGGUGGCCCUGCAGUGGCCCUGCAGGGGGCGGUGGCUCCAGACAAGGCUCCGAGGUAGGGAGUCCCACUUCAGGGCCAGCGUGGGCGCUGCUUGGCCCUGUCAGGCUCCUCAGCUUCCCUAUUAGUGACCUUUCCUCUCUGCUCAGCGCUGGUGAGGAGAGGAUGUCUGUAAAGUACCUGGGUCAUGCCGGGCGGUGGUGGGGCACGCCUUUAACCCAGCACUUGGGAGGCAGAGGCUGGCGGAUCUUUGAGUUCCAGGACAGCCAGAGCUACACAGAGAAACUUUGUCUUGAAAAACAAACAAAACAAAACAAAAGUAGCUGGGUACUAUGCCAGUUAAAUGAUCUGGUCCUCAGCCCCAACUCCUUGCUUCCCUCCCUCUGGAAGGCUUGGAUCUGGCUCUCUGCUGCCCUCUCAAGGCUUCCUGGUGUCUACUGCCCCAGGUGGAGCCUCCGGAAGAAAGAUCCAACCUGGGUGUGUUUGUGUGUGCCCAGAACUCAGGGAUGUAUCUGUGGUGAUGUAGAAAUGGGCAGGGCAGCAUUGAGGGGAUGCUACAGAGGUGAGAAACGAGGGCUCUGGAAUCAGUCUAACCUGACUUUGAUGUGCAGCCUCUGGUGUGUUAAUGUCAUGGUGCCUCAGUUUUCCCAUCUGUAAAAUGGGUAUAACAUUCACCUACCUCGUGUAUGAACGGUGCCUCGUAUAGUGCUGAGCACACCCACAUGUUCAAUAAAUAUGCAUCGGUACUAACCGUGGGAGCUUCGGCUCUAGCUGAGGAGCCCGACUCGGGAGCUAUGCACUGGGGGUGGAGGGGGGUGUGGUGGUGGGGGGUGUGAUCCUACGCAACUGCCCUUCAGAUAGGGGGCAUCCAGGGGUCUCAGGGAAGAAAUAGCCCUUGAGGGAACAAGUUCUGAGAGGAGAAUGGCUAGUAUUUAUUGAUGCUAUUUCUGUGGGGUUUUUUGGUGCUGGGGUGGACCCCAGGGCUUGGCACAGGCUGAGUUACUGUGCCAGAAGUAUGCACACAAGCAUAGGGCGGAGCCUGGCAGCAUCUCAGAUGAGGAAUACAGACAAGUCACCUGGUCUUUCUGUAGCCCCCACAUUCCCUCUCCUUAACCCGAAGCAAUUUAACCCAUCCCGCCCCGCCAUGUUAGGAUGGUGUCUGCGGACCUGCUUCCUACUGCACUGUGUAGAGAUCCUGCUGUCAAAGGGGGUCAAGGGUCCCAGAAAGACUGCUGCAUCCCCGGCCCUGUGGUGAGCAUUCACCCCUCCAUGUAUGUGCAGGCCUGUGUUUGCAGCUCCCUCAGAUCUUAGCCCUGGCCCUCUCCCCCUGUGCAUGCUGCCUGGGAGCAGCAUUCUUGGAAAGCCUCAGCCUCAGACACUUCAGACUUUUAUGUGGGCAGCCACUAGGGACAGGAAGGACACAACCCUCUCCUGUGCGAAGCAGGUCAGAUGUUGGGUCCCAGCGUGGGUCAUGAGUUUUUCCUGUGUGAACUGACCUCAGUGGCCUCACGGAGACUCGCCACAGAAGACAGUAGUCUUAGCUUCCUCUCCACUUGACUCAGUGUGGCCCUGGACUAGGGCACCUCCACGCCACAUGAUGAUACUGUACUGGCGCCGUGGUUUUUUUCUUUUUUCUUUUUUUUUUUUCUUUUCUUUUUUUAGAUGAGCUCACCCUCUCUGGUCUGGGCUAAUAUCUCCAGUGAUCCUCCUGCCUCAGCUUCCUGAGGAGCUGGGACUAUGGGUGCUCACCACUGUGCCUGCCAGUCCUAUUUUGAAGAUUAAGAAAGUGAGGCCCGGAGAGCUUAAGGAAGUUGCUUGGGUUGUUGGUGCAUUUUUUUCUUUUGCUUUGUGAGUAGUUGUUUAAUUUCUGAGAUGUGGCAGGCCCCGGGAAUGUGUCCAUGAGCAAAACAGCCAGGGUGGCUAUGAGCUUGCUUUGGACUAAGGAAGGGGUGCCUGGAGGUGAGUUAAGGAGACUUGUGGGCAAUGGGAAAUGCUGUGGAGAAAAGGGCACCAAGGUUAGUGUCACUUUAGGGGAGGCUGCUGAGGCCCAGAAUCUGCACUAACUCUUGAACUACACACAAGUGGAUCCGAAGGAACAUUCCAAGGGAUGGAGAGUCCUGGAGACAGGGAGGGGAUGGGUGUGCCCUGCGGGUAUGUUGAGCAACAGAAGUUGGACAUACCUCCGGCCAGCAUGGCAGGUGGAAAGGCAGUGGCUCAGUCUUUCGCGUCCCCUGCACUCCCUGUGUGGAUGGAUGUGGACUUUGGAGUUCUCUCAGGGUGGUGGCAAGGCCUGGAGGUGUUCAGCAAGGGAGUACAUUCCUUUGAUGCUAUUUUUAGAGCUGCCCUAGAGCUGUUGGAGUCGACCAAGGAGCACGCUCCCCCCCCCCCCGCAUUUGGGGGUGGAAACUUUGUUUCCUGGGCAUGUUCUACUCGGCAGCCCUGUGGGAGGCAAGGGAGAGUGGACCAGACAGGGCUACCCAUGUCACCGGGCCUGAGAGAUGACGAAGGGUCCCCAAGUCCUGGGAACAGAGAGCCCUCUACCCUGGGAGUGAAAACCCUCCUGGUGUUAUCUAGUUAGCGGGAAACGUCGGAAAUGGCGGCGGUAGGGACAGGUGAAGGGCUUUCUGCCUCACAGGGUCUGACACUAACAGCAGAUUGUACCAACCAAGUGUCAGAGGAAUGGAAAGAAUGUGUCCUGACCAGACAAACAAGCACAAGCACAAAACCAAACAACAACAAAAAACCCCAAUAAUUAAAAAUAAAUAAAAUAUAAAGAAAACCACAACCCCCUCCCCCCCAUGCAUAAAAGGAACUAAUGUGUUUGUGUGUACAAGUAGUGGUGUCGUAGACAGACCUACAGGUGAAGGGGCCUGAGGUGUGGUCUUAUAUCUCUGGUCUGUGGUGCACCCCUUCUUUGCCAGGCUGGGGGUUGAAUGCAGAAGGGCUGAGGGUAGGCUGUGACAGGAAGAGAGACAACAGAACAGUGUAGGCUUCUCUCAGGGGUUCUGCCCAGUGGCCACCGGCAUCUCACCCCCGCUGAAAACCUAUUUUCUUUCUUAGAGCUAUGGUAACAGGGGGCAGUGGCGCUUUGGAUAACUUGUGAUCUUACAGAUCAGAAAGAAAAUUACAUUUUCCUCAAAGACUUGACUCCAUAUAGAGAAUGUAGUUAACUAAUAUGCCCAGCCAGGUGCCGGGGUGCAUACUUUUAUUCUCCGCUCCAACACACACACUCAGGAGGAAAUUGAGGCCAGCAUGAACUACACAGUGAAAAUGAUCUCUGAAAUAAAAAUUCUUUAAAAAGUGUCUGAACUCGGCUUUUGUAUAUAUAUAUUCGUGAGUAAGAAAGGGUGCAGAUGGGCACGGGCCUUUCUGGUGAGGCAGAGCCCAGACUGUGGAAAUGAUGUUUUUCACUCACAGAUGUCUGAUAUUCAGCUUUAAGGCUUUUGUACUUUUUUCUAUGUAAACCCCCUUCAUCUCUUCAAAUCUUCAGUAAAGACUGCUGCAAACACAGA